CACACCCACACCCACACCCACACCCACUUCCUAAACCAUAUCAUCACCACUUCACAUUACUAACUUAUUCAAUUCUCUCUCGUACAAAUUAAUCUCUAUCUCUUACAAAAAAAAGUGUAAAACUCAAAAGAUGGAGAGUAAUUACAGCAGUGAUAAAAUGAUGUACUCUUCACCAGGAGCAACAUCCACACCAUCACCAGGCUCUCCUCAGUCUCCAAACUCUCCUCCUUCCGGCCACGGCCACGGAUACGGACACGGACACGGACACGGUGUGGGUGGUGCACCCGUUAUAAUGAGCCCUUGUGCAGCUUGCAAGAUCCUUCGACGUCGGUGCGCCGACAAAUGUGUGUUGGCUCCUUACUUUCCUCCUACUGAUCCCCUCAAAUUCACCAUUGCCCAUAAAGUCUUUGGUGCUAGUAAUAUCAUCAAGUUACUUCAGGACCUUCCAGAAUCACAAAGGGCAGAUGCAGUAAGCAGUAUGGUAUACGAGGCAAAUGCACGACUAAGAGAUCCAGUGUAUGGGUGUGCAGGAGCAAUAUGCCAACUCCAAAAGCAAGUUAGUGAUUUACAAGCAGAAUUAGCUAAGUCAAGAGCUGAGAUAGUGAACAUGCAAUGCCAACAAGCUAAUUUACUCGCCCUAAUCUGCAUGGAAAUGACGACGCAAUCUCAAGAUCAUGCUAUGAUUCCUGUGUCGGCGUCGUCGCCACAAAGCGGCGGCAGCAGCGACAGCGGCGCGUAUGAGAUUGGCGCAAACAAUAGCAAUAACAAUAACUUCUUAAGUUUUUAUGAUGAUAACAACAGUUUAAACUCUAUCUGGGAGCCUCUUUGGACUUGAGGAUAUAUCAUAAUUUUCACUUUCUUCGUUGUAGACUUUUUUGUUCAACAAAUAAGCCUUAAAAUUCUUAGUUAGGAAAGGAAGAAAAUGAGACAAAAAAAGUUGUUUCAUUAAGUCUUUAGUGGAGUACUGUUAGAACUUAGAAGAAGAGUCUUUGAAAUGGAAAAAAAGGGGGAAAAAAAGACAAACAAUAUUGCCCUUUUACGAAAUGGAGACUCUUAGUAGUUCUAUAAUAACUAGUAUACUAAUUAAUUUAUGUACCAAACUCAACUCUUAUUUGGUAACCUAAAAUUUAAUACAUUUCUUUCCUGUUGGUUCUUGUCGUUACUAAA
Beta vulgaris subsp. vulgaris (sugar beet) is the source of this 1167-nucleotide messenger RNA. Its product is annotated as LOB domain-containing protein 1. The coding region runs from base 131 to 835 and encodes 234 amino acids. Lineage: Eukaryota; Viridiplantae; Streptophyta; Magnoliopsida; Caryophyllales; Amaranthaceae. The transcript is spliced from 2 exons. The record is from RefSeq and is a predicted model, not a curated record.